This is a messenger RNA of Rosa rugosa (rugosa rose), 2581 nucleotides long. RefSeq lists its product as uncharacterized. NCBI's taxonomy places the organism in Eukaryota, Viridiplantae, Streptophyta, Magnoliopsida, Rosales, Rosaceae. The record is from RefSeq and is a predicted model, not a curated record. The transcript is spliced from 12 exons. The coding region runs from base 506 to 2215 and encodes 569 amino acids.
GUGGCGUAGCUUUCUAAGACAGCCGACUAGUCAAAGAAUUGGGUAAAACCUUUAGAGCACAAUAUUCUAUAUAUAAAAGCCAAAGAGACUAUUGUAUGUAACUAGAUCCUCCAUAGCUAGAAAGUCAAUUACUGAAUCCUCUUCUGAGAUAUGAAAGAGAUAUAGCUAGAAAUAUCUUUGGUUUUCCUGAGCAGCUAGGUUUGGUUCACCGUUUCCAUAAACCCAUCUUGGGCAGUUGUCAAUAUCUGAAGCUUGUAAGGCUUCUGCAAUUAAUGCCGUUUCUGUGACUCAUUUGGCUGUGUUGUGAAGCCUAGUUUGGUUCUAUUAUUAUGCAUGAAGCCAUUCAAGUUCAUGGAGGGAGUUUCAAAACACAAACGCUCCAAUAGUGACCCGGUGAAAAGAAAGGUUGGGAAGGAUAAAUUGAAUAGCAUCAUCUUAGCUCCUUACAGACUUGGAAAUUGAAGUCUCUACAAUUACAAGUAUUCUUGUUCUUUAAUAGAGAGAAAUGGGAAGACCAAACAGCUGUGUCGAAGAGCAACCCAAUUGUUCUGAUGUUCAAGGUUCCUUAAAUCAGGAGAUUUUACAGCUUCAAAAACAAUUGCAGGACCAACUUGUGGCACGUCAUGCUUUAGAGAAGGCUUUAAGUUAUCAGCACCUAUCAUACGAUGCUACGAUCGAAGACUCACUCCCAGAGUCUGCCAAGGACCUAAUAAAGGACAUUACAGUUUUAGAACUAGAAGUUGUCUUUUUGGAGCGCCAUCUUCUAUCCUUAUACAGGAAAACGUUUGAUCAACUCAUACCAUCUGAAUUGACUGUGGCCGAAAGACAGAGUUCUUCUUCAGUCACACAUAAAGGAAGUUAUAAAGAAGUUUCUGGACAAGAUGUUACACCAGAAAGUAACAAAAUAAUCACCUACGCUGAUGAUCUUACAUUGCCUCGGAGUACAUCUGGCAAACCAUUCAAGGAAUGCAACGGCAUAUGGGAACCAGAAAAACUGUUAGAUUUGAGCAUUCAUCGUUGCUAUUCCUCCCUGUCUCAGCGUUCAACUUGUUCACCGAAAACUUCUCCUCGAACAAAAUGUCAAACUAAAAAUGGAGAUUCAUACCACUCCUUACCUUUCUCAAUGCUAGAGCAAGCGCAGUUUGCAACUUCAAAUUUAUAUGCAGAAGAACAUCUUGGAAGUUAUUUCUCUGAUCAUGUUCCAGAAACACCAAACUGCCUUUCUGAAGAAAUGAUCAAGUGCAUUUCAGCAAUAUAUUGUGAACUUGCUGACCCGCCUAUUAUCAAUAACGGUUACACUUGCUCUCCAAUCACAUUCUCAGCACCAAUGCAUGACUUUUCGUCACAGGCUGAAAGUGAAAAGUGGAGUUCCCGGCGCACGAAAAUUCCGUUUUUCAAUUCACAAUCUGAAAAGCCUAUCCACUUUGAAGGAUCAGAAGAAUUGAGUGGACCUUACUGUAGAAUGCUAAAGGUACAGUGCAUCAGUGAGGAUACGGAGAAGUUAAGAGAUGUUGAACACACACUAAAGAAAUUUAGCUCACUUGUUUAUCAGUUGGAAGGAGUGGAUCUCAGAAAGAUGAAACAUGAAGAGAAGUUAGCCUUUUGGAUUAACGUGCACAAUGCACUCGUUAUGCAUACAUUUUUAACAUAUGGGAUUCCACAAAAUUAUUCAAAAAGAGUUUCAUUGCCACUCAAGUCUGCAUAUAAUGUGGGAGGUCACACCAUAAGUGUAGACAUGAUACAGAGGUCCAUUUUGGGGUGCAGAUUGCCUCGUCCUGGACAAUGGCUGCGGCUGUUGUUUACCAUGAAAACAAAGUUCAAGGCUGGAGAUGCACGCAAAUCGUAUGCAAUUGAGCAACCCGAACCUCUCUUGCAUUUUGCACUCUGCUCAGGAAGCUAUUCCGAUCCUGCGGUACGUAUGUACACAUCAAAGAGAGUGUUUGAGGAGCUGGAAACUGCAAAAGAGGAGUACAUCCAAUCAACCUUCCUUCUGCACAAGGAACAGAAAAUCCUUCUUCCAAAGAUUGUGGAGUCAUUUGCAAAGGACUCAGGAUUAUGCUCUGCCGGUUUGGUAGAGAUGAUUGAGCAUUUACUGCCUAACUCUGAAAGAAAAAGUAAUCACCAGUGCCAACAGAGAAGAAUAUGGAAGGCAAUUGAUUGGAUUCCUCACAACUUUACUUUCCGCUAUCUUAUCCCAAAAGAAGUAGCUUGGUGAUCUCCUACAUUGUUGAGUGAAGAGUUCAGAAUGGAAAUGAAUCACAACUUCUCAAGAGAUACACACUCGUCUAUCAGCAGAGUGAUGAUCAAAGGUGCUCAAGCUUGUUGAGCUUGAGUUAUUUAUGUGCUUGAAAUGAAAAGGACUUAUUAGAAGAGAGGUAAAAAAGAAAAAAAAAAAGGUGUGAAGUAUUGUACUCGUGAGCUUGAGCUUGUUUGAUCACCGGUCUUGUUGGAGUGUGAUGGUGGUGAUCCUGAUUUUUGCCUGCUCUUUUUCCAACAUUUUGCAGUAGGUUUUGUAUGUAAGAACCAAAUGAAAAUAGAAGCUUGGGGAGCUGUAAUUGAGAUAAGCGAGCAAUUUUUUUUA